Molecule: messenger RNA, 553 nt
Organism: Macrosteles quadrilineatus (aster leafhopper)
Lineage: Eukaryota; Metazoa; Arthropoda; Insecta; Hemiptera; Cicadellidae
Product: nuclear receptor 2C2-associated protein-like
Exons: 3
Coding region: 146-538 (130 amino acids)
Source: RefSeq, a predicted model, not a curated record
AAAAAAGGCUAAAUUGGCUAAAUGCUUGAAUGAAUAGUUAAUGUAUCACCGAUAAGUUAUUAUCUAUCAUCAACUGUCAUAAUUUUUGCAAUACUUCCGCUGGAUAUUUUAAUUUUUAAAAUAUCAAUCUUCACCUCAGGUGGAUAUGAAGACGUUAAUUAGUGAUUCCAGAGUGAGCUCAGUGCUAAAUAAGGAUGCCAAAAUGUAUGGGAAAAAGUAUUUGUUUGAUGGAAAUGAGGAAACUUGCUGGAGUUCUGAUCAGGGAUCACCACAAUGGAUCGCUGUCAUGUUUAAAGAUGAAUUCCUGUUGAACAAGUUAGUUAUACAGUUCCAAGGUGGGUUUUGUGGCAAAGAUUGUCAAAUAGAAAUCCAGAAAUCUGACGGCGAAGAGUGUGUUGUCAAGUUUUAUCCGGAAGAUGUAAAUACAAUUCAAGAGUUCCCUUUAGAACCAGUAACUGCAAAAAGAGUGAGAAUAGUAUUUACAAGUAGUACAGACUUUUUUGGACGAAUUGUUAUUUAUAGUUUGUUGUUUCUAUGAAAUAUAUAUACAGAA